Molecule: messenger RNA, 1370 nt
Organism: Rhipicephalus sanguineus (brown dog tick)
Lineage: Eukaryota; Metazoa; Arthropoda; Arachnida; Ixodida; Ixodidae
Exons: 6
Coding region: 34-1032 (332 amino acids)
Source: RefSeq, a predicted model, not a curated record
CACCUGCUGCACGUAGUGCGUUUUCCCAACCUGAUGUGCACGGGCAGCUGGGGGCAGGAGGGCACCUGCUACGCCUUCCAGGAAUGCAUGGAGAGGGGAGGGACCGCCUACGGACCCUGCGCCUUCGGAUUCGGCGUCUGCUGCUCGCUGACCGCCAGCUGCAACUCCAUGAUCACGCUGAACAGCACCUACUUCAGCAGUCCGGGCUUCCACGCUGCCCCCGGUGCGACUCAGACGCCGCCUAGCGGUGACGGCGGCGCGGGCGGCCAGUCGAGCUGUGCCGUGCGAGUGUUCAAGCUCAGCGACCGCAUCUGCCAAUUACGGCUCGACUUCGACGAAUUCGACCUGGAGCGGCCCACGGUCGGCAACUGCGACGGCGAGAAGCUGAUCGUGACGGGACACAACGCCAAUAACGUGGUGCCGCCUUUGUGCGGUCUCAACACCGGCCAGCACCUGUACAUCGACGUCGACAUGUCGCCUGGACCAGUGACUCUGUACGUGGAGACUAAUGGGACGAGAAACAGCCGUUGGAAUAUCAAGAUAUCACAGAUCAAAUGCGACAGCCCCUCCAGAGCGCCUUCAAACUGUCUGCAGUACUACACUGGCACGACCGGCAACUUCAGCAGUUUCGACUACGCCGAGUCGCAGGAGAUACCCCCGAGGCGCGGCUACCUCAACAACUUGGACUACACAGUGUGCUUCAGGAAAGAGGCCGGCUACUGCUCCAUUACCUACUCCGUGCCUGGAAUGAAUGUGCCCUUCUCGAUACAGAACGUUGGUGCAGACAAUGCACCCACAACGAAUGAAACGGAAGCAGGCCUGGGAGUGACCGAGUGCACCAUGGAUUACCUGCUCCUCGGAGGUGUCAGGUACUGUGGCACCAAGCUGAACCCGUCUACUGAAAUGCCCAACCCCGUUAUCAACGCACCAGUCACAGAUACGACAUCUGGCCCAUUCAUGGCAAGAUUCGUGUCGGACGGAGCAUUGAAUGCUCGUGGCUUUCUGCUAAAUUACAUGCAGAACCCAUGUUGACGGGCUCGGGAAACACAAUGUUGCUUCGCGGUGGAUGCAAGUCAGCUUUCGGGAAACUGUCGACCGCAGUAAGAUUUAUUUAUUCCGAUUCAAGGCUGCAUAUUAGGAAUAAAGGCACGAACGAAACUGAUAAAAGACUAUUGUUAGUCGUACUGCCGAGCUUGAUAGAAGAAAGGAUGACGUGACGCCAAUACGCGAUAUCAGAGCCAACAGACAUAUUUCCGUUCGCCGUUAUUCAAAAUCACAAAUAGAGGCGCUUUGUUCCAAUUGAUAUCUUAUAGUGACACAUUUUCAAUGCCAUCCUCAAUGAAACAUACUCGAGCCCCAGCUCAAGCUGU